AUGCCGGGGAAGAUUCAUACUGAAGCCGAAUGGGCAGAGUUUGGGAAGGAACAUGUUACACACGGGUUAGGUAGGCUGAGAGAUCAUGUCAUGGUCAAAGGACGUGGAGCGGAAUUAUGGACUUCAGAAGAGAAACGGUUCUUGGAUUUCACUUCUGGAAUUGGUGUGGUCAAUUUGGGACAUUGUCAUCCUGCUAUCACUGCCGCCGUGACUCAACAAGCAGAUUCCCUCGUUCACAUGCAAUGUUCUAUCGCAUUCUCAGCACCUUAUCUUCAACUCAUCGAACAUCUCCUUCCCGUCAUGCCACAUCCCUCUUUGGAUUCGUUCUUCUUCUGGAAUUCUGGUUCUGAAGCCGUCGAAGCUGCCGUCAAAGUCGCACGAAAGUAUACAGGAAGACAGAAUAUAAUCACCAUGCAAGGUAGUUAUCACGGUAGGACAUACGGUUCUGCCGCACUCACCAAGAGUAAAACUAUUUACUCUCAAAACACAGGUCCUAUGAUGAGUGGGGUGAUAACUACACCUUUCCCAUAUUGGCAUUCUCUUGGUGUUUCUCCCAGUACGUCUGAAGAAGAAUUAUGUAGAAUGGCCUUUCACCAACUCGACUUGGUUUUGAAGCAACAAACCGCCCCAAGUGACACAGCAGCAAUUAUCAUCGAACCUGUUCAAGGUGAAGGUGGUUACGUACCUUGUCCCCCUAAGUUUCUCCAUUAUCUUCGGGAAGUCUGCGACAAACAUUCCAUAUUACUCAUCAUUGACGAAGUCCAAACCGGAUUCUAUCGAACCGGUAAAUACUUCGCCAUCCAACAUUCUGGAGUCAGACCAGAUCUCAUGAUCUUCGCCAAGGGUAUUGCCAAUGGAUUUCCCAUCAGCGGAAUAGUCGGGUCGAAGAAGGUGAUGAACUGUAUGCCCGUGGGAAGUAUGGGUGGGACUUACGCUGGGAAUCCAGUUUGUUGUGCGGCAGGUGUGGCUGCUCAGGAAGUGUAUAAAACAGGACACAUUGCGGAGAACGUUGCUGAACGUUCGGCAGAAAUGCGCUCAGUACUCGAAUCCUUAGCCAAAUCAUCAAAAACCUCUCAUCUCAUAAUCGACACCCGUAUCCUAGGUCUAAUGGGUGCUAUCGAAUUCCGUAGUCCUUCUUCCCCUUUGACGAUGGAAGGUAUCUCACAAAACCAGAAUGUUCCAAAAGAUAUAGGCAAGAGAGUGCAGAAAUGCUGUUUGGAUAAAGGCAUGUUGAUACUCACCACGAGUUGCUUCGAUACCAUUCGGUUCAUACCGCCUUUGAUCAUUUCAGAGAAGGAGAUGGAAGAGGGGAUGAGUAUAUUCCGUGAUGCUGUAGAGACUGUUGCUAAGGAGGGGUGA
Molecule: messenger RNA, 1359 nt
Organism: Tremella mesenterica DSM 1558
Lineage: Eukaryota; Fungi; Basidiomycota; Tremellomycetes; Tremellales; Tremellaceae
Exons: 5
Coding region: 1-1359 (452 amino acids)
Molecular function (GO): pyridoxal phosphate binding; transaminase activity; identical protein binding
Source: RefSeq, a predicted model, not a curated record